AUGGUUUUGCAUACUAUCACGUUGUCAGAAGAUGGAAUCGAUUUGCAGCGCCGCAUUCUGGAGGAGAAACAACGCCAGAAACGUCUGUUGAACAGUGGCGGAAUUCGACUGAAUGAUCCACCGAAAGAGCAUUCGUUCUCGAAUCGCCUGAUCUUAUCCAGAAAUAUCUCAUCCAGUCCAAGUUUUAAUUCACCCUGCAUGGGUCGACAGAUUGGUAGUAGCCCAUCGACGGCGGGCGCAGUUACCUCGAGCCUUUCGGGAAGUCCGUCGGGACCUUUUUCGGGCACCUAUGUGGGAGUUUCGGGAAAUCACCCCGGAAUGUCGAAUGCAAGUCGGGAAUCGUACGCAUACGAUGGCCCGCUGUCGUAUGGAGCCGAAGAUCCGGACAGUACAUCACCGGGCAUUUCCGGACCAACCAUUAUUACGGUCAGAGGUGUGACUCCACGGCCAAUUCAGAGUUCAUCAGAUGAAGAAGAAUCGUUGUUGUCGAAGAAACUACUGGACGAUGCUGAAAAGCCGGAUGUUAUGGCGACUUCGACUACGGAAAAUGAGGAUGAUCUAGCGGUUGAACCAUGGCGAGAUGAAAUCGAAGAGAAUAUUUUAGCAGGUACUGAAUACCCAGACAUCAAUGAAAUAAUCACAAAUUUGGAGCAGUUUGUAAUGGCACCUGCGAAACGGAAUGUCACCUAUAAAUGCCGUAUAACAAGAGAUAAGAAAGGCAUGGACAGGGGAAUCUACCCCACAUAUUUUCUGCAUUUAGAAAAAGACGAUGAAAAACGGGUAUUUUUGUUGGCAGCACGUAAACGAAAAAAGAGUACAACGGCAAAUUAUUUGAUCUCAAUUGAUCCUACGGAUCUCAGUCGAGUCGGGAACUCGUUUGUUGGAAAAGUGAGGUCGAAUGCGUUAGGAACGCACUUUACGCUUUAUGAUAACGGUGAAAAUCCAAAGAAGGCAGCGGUCAUUGGCGACUGUGUUCGACAGGAACUGGCUGCGGUCAUUUAUGAAACGAAUGUACUUGGCUUUAAAGGACCCCGUAAGAUGACCAUUCUGAUACCUGGAAUCUGCGACACCGAGAAUUAUCGUCGUAAACAAAUUCGACCAAUUUCUGAGAAGGACGCUAUACUGGAAAGGUGGAAGAAUCGACGUACAGAAGAGCUGAUUGCAAUGCACAAUAAGAAUCCUGUGUGGAAUGAAGAUACUCAAUCAUAUGUACUGAACUUCCACGGACGUGUCACCCAAGCGUCAGUGAAGAAUUUUCAAAUCGUACACGAAGCUGACCCCGACUACAUCGUGAUGCAGUUCGGUCGUAUUAGUGAUGAAAUGUUCACAAUGGACUUCAGAUAUCCGUUAUCAGCAUUGCAAGCGUUCGGCAUUGCGAUGACAAGUUUUCAUGGGAAGCUGGCUUGUGAAUAA
Anisakis simplex (herring worm) is the source of this 1413-nucleotide messenger RNA. Lineage: Eukaryota; Metazoa; Nematoda; Chromadorea; Rhabditida; Anisakidae. The record is from the annotation of a GenBank genome assembly.